Enterospora canceri is the source of this 246-nucleotide messenger RNA. The record is from the annotation of a GenBank genome assembly. Lineage: Eukaryota; Fungi; Microsporidia; Enterocytozoonidae.
AUGAAUGCAAAAAUAGCAGCAAAACAGAAGACUGUUGCCAUGAUGUGUAUAGGAAGUAUAGAUGACACGAAAAAGGCUGUUGAUAAAAUAAUAAGGGAAUUUAUAGGAGAACACAAUCUAAAGGUAAAUACAGAAAAUGCUUCUAUAGAAAUCAGUGGUGAUAAGAAGAGAGUAGAACAAGCUGUUUGCGGACUGUUAUUGUGUAAAAAGUAUGAUGAGAAGACUAUAAGUUUCACGUUAAAAUAA